AUCUGAUGCAUUUGACUGUCUUUUGUACAACUGCCCAGAAGCAAAUGUGUUAACUCGGCGGUCCCCCUCGAUGCCUGGCUUCUCGCAGAGCGCGGAGGACGCCCAGACCCAUUUUCCAGUCUGGAUUCGGAAGGGCUGCUCAGCUUUGGACCCUUGUGUGUGGAUCGCUUUACCCAGAGGCUUGGAAAACGCCAGUAUUAACCUGCUUCCAGGUACAUUACAAGGUCACUAGAGGGUCUUGCAGCCGUCUUGUUUCUGUGCAUCUAGACCUUCCUGUCUUCGCCCGAAGGAUAUUUACGUUUCGGUCGACAUAAUUUGAAGCCAAAAGUUCAGCCUGUCGAGCUGGUUUCUGCACAAUCAAGGUAAAAAGAAUUGCCUUUCAAACUGCUUAACAAAAUCCCCGACUCUUCGACUCUUCCUUGCUGGUUCCUGGCUCUUUUGCCUCCCCACCAAAAUGUCACCAGCUCUUGAAUUACGUGGAUUUGGGUUGGAGGAGAACUUGAAGGAAACGUGAUAGAACCGCUAUGCUAGACCACUCUCUUUGCUGCCCGUGGUCCUGUGGGCAUCGAAGCCGAUCGUGAGAAGGACCAGUCCCCUCCUUGCUUUUCCUUCCCCGUGCUGUACUGGGUGUCUGUGUGUGUGUGUGUGUGUGUGUGUGCGCGCAAGUGUGAAUGCGAGUGCGCGCGCGCCUGUCUGCGAGUGUGUGUGUGUGUGUUUGAGUGUGUUUCUGUGUGUGCGUGCGCGGCCGCCCUGCCUCUGCCCGAUCCCUGGGUGCAGAAACGCGGGUUUCAUGGGGCGAUCGCCGCGGAUCCCCCGCCCAGCGCGACCUGCGGGCAACGGCGGCAAUGGCAGGAGCCGCCUCUCGGACUCCCUAGGAUGCGGGUGCUGAGCUAUGGCAAAGGGCAGCGAAGUGACGAGCGAGACCCGCGUACGACUGUGAAAGCCACCUGGAAACACCUUGCCGGGAUUGUACCUGCGGGCAGAAAGUCUUCCUACGCCCGUCUUUCCUCUAGAGGCACCAGAGUCCCUGUAACCAUUCUGCCAGGUGUUGGGAAGAUAUGUAGUAGCUGAGCACCUUACUUCUGUCACCAUCCUCAGAAUCAACUUUGGAAAUGCUUUCACCCUGUCCGUCUUCUGCAGCAGCCAGGCCGAGUGCUGACUCCUUCUCAACAGUGAGGAACUCUUCAGACUCCAGAAGCUCUUAAAACUGAUCUACAAUGGAAAAAUUUCUUUUUUAUCUGUUUUUCAUUGGCAUAGCAGUGAAAGCUCAGAUCUGUCCAAAGCGUUGUGUCUGUCAGAUUUUGUCUCCUAAUCUUGCAACCCUUUGUGCCAAGAAAGGGCUUUUGUUUGUGCCACCAAACAUUGACAGAAGAACUGUGGAACUGCGUUUGGCAGACAAUUUUGUUACAAAUAUUAAAAGGAAAGAUUUUGCCAAUAUGACCAGCUUGGUGGACCUGACUCUAUCCAGGAAUACAAUAAGUUUUAUUACACCUCAUGCUUUUGCUGACUUACGGAAUCUGAGGGCAUUGCAUUUGAAUAGCAACAGAUUGACUAAAAUUACAAAUGAUAUGUUCAGUGGGCUUUCCAAUCUCCAUCAUUUGAUACUGAACAACAAUCAGCUGACUUUAAUUUCUUCUACAGCAUUUGAUGAUGUCUUUGCCCUCGAGGAGCUGGAUCUGUCCUAUAAUAAUUUAGAAACAAUACCAUGGGAUGCUGUUGAGAAGAUGGUUAGCUUGCACACCCUCAGUUUGGAUCACAAUAUGAUUGAUAACAUUCCUAAGGGGACUUUCUCCCACUUGCACAAGAUGACUCGGCUAGAUGUAACAUCAAAUAAAUUGCAGAAGCUACCACCUGACCCUCUCUUUCAGCGAGCUCAGGUCCUAGCAACCUCAGGAAUCAUAAGCCCAUCUACUUUUGCAUUAAGUUUUGGUGGGAACCCUUUGCAUUGCAACUGUGAAUUGCUGUGGUUGAGGCGUCUGUCCAGAGAAGAUGACCUGGAGACCUGUGCUUCCCCAGCGCUUUUAACUGGCCGCUAUUUUUGGUCAAUUCCUGAGGAAGAGUUUUUGUGUGAGCCUCCUCUCAUUACUCGUCAUACACAUGAGAUGAGAGUCCUGGAGGGUCAGAGGGCAACCCUGAGGUGCAAAGCCAGGGGAGACCCCGAACCUGCAAUUCACUGGAUUUCUCCUGAAGGGAAGCUUAUUUCAAAUGCAACAAGAUCUCUGGUGUAUGAUAAUGGAACACUUGACAUUCUUAUAACAACUAUUAAGGAUACAGGUGCUUUUACCUGCAUUGCUUCCAAUCCUGCUGGGGAAGCAACACAAAUGGUGGAUCUUCAUAUAAUUAAGCUCCCUCACUUACUAAACAGUACGAACCAUAUCCAUGAGCCUGAUCCUGGUUCUUCAGAUAUCUCAACUUCUACUAAGUCAGGUUCUAAUGCAAGCACUAGUAAUGGUGAUACUAAAAUCAGUCAAGGUAAAAUUGUGGUGGCAGAAGCAACAUCAUCUACGGCACUGCUUAAAUUUAAUUUUCAAAGAAAUAUCCCGGGAAUACGUAUGUUUCAAAUCCAGUACAAUGGUACUUAUGAUGACACCCUUGUUUACAGAAUGAUACCUCCUACGAGCAAAACUUUUCUUGUCAAUAACCUGGCUGCUGGAACUAUGUAUGACUUGUGUGUCUUGGCAAUAUAUGAUGAUGGCAUUACUUCCCUCACUGCCACAAGAGUCGUGGGUUGCAUCCAGUUUACUACAGAAGACGAUUAUGUGCGGUGCCAUUUCAUGCAGUCCCAGUUUUUGGGAGGCACCAUGAUUAUUAUUAUUGGUGGGAUCAUUGUAGCCUCUGUGCUGGUUUUCAUCAUCAUUCUAAUGAUCCGGUAUAAGGUUUGUAACAAUAAUGGGCAACACAAGGUCACCAAGGUCAGCAACGUCUGCUCUCAAACUAAUGGGGUUCAAAUACAAGGCUGCAGUGUGACGCUGCCCCAGUCCAUGUCCAAACAAGCUGUGGGACACGAAGAGAAUGCCCAGUGUUUUAAAGUUGCCAAUGACAAUGUGAUACAAUGUUCAGAAACUUGUUCAAGUCAGGACUCCUCUACCACUACCUCUGCUUUGCCUCCUACCUGGACUUCAAGUACUUCUAUGUCCCAAAAGCAGAAAAGAAAGACUGGCACGAAGUCAAGUACCGAACCACAGAGUGAAGCUGUCACAAAUGUUGAGUCCCAAAACACUAACAGGAACAACUCAACUGCCUUGCAGUUAGCUAGUCGACCUCCUGAUUCUGGCACAGAGGGACCCACAUCUAAAAGAGCACAUUCAAAGCCAAAUGCUUUGCCGACUAAUGUUGACCAGACUGUCCAGGAGACACAGAGGCCGGAGUUAAUCUGAAGAGCACCACUUCUCUCUCUCCUGAAAAAACUUGCCACUGAUAUUUUUACCAGACAAAAUUUUAAAAUGUUUCAAUUCACAAAGGCUAAUUGUUGAACUGGUGUCCUAGAAGAAAUUGUCCACAGGAGCUGAAGCAGAAGUCUCUGAUGACGCGGAACUGGCUCUAUCAGACCAUGGUUAAUCCCCUUUUAAAACCAAAAUUUUUUUCUUCUGACCUACAAGUAUUUUUUUUUAAAGAAGGAAAGAAAAAAGCCUACGUUGGCAUCGAGUUCUGUAUCAAUCCAUGUUACAUUGCCAUUCAUGAUUUAAGACUGUAGAAUCUUGAAUAAUCUAUAUCACUUUAACAAAUAAAUGUUUUACUAUGACAGAA
Molecule: messenger RNA, 3747 nt
Organism: Lipotes vexillifer (Yangtze River dolphin)
Lineage: Eukaryota; Metazoa; Chordata; Mammalia; Artiodactyla; Lipotidae
Gene: LRFN5
Product: leucine rich repeat and fibronectin type III domain containing 5
Exons: 6
Coding region: 1218-3377 (719 amino acids)
Biological process (GO): regulation of presynapse assembly; synaptic membrane adhesion
Cellular component (GO): glutamatergic synapse; cell surface; postsynaptic density membrane
Molecular function (GO): protein binding
Source: RefSeq, a predicted model, not a curated record